GGGGGCUAUUGAAAAGGUUAAUAAAGGAAUAACAUGCAAUUUUUAUUUGCUUUAAGAAGAUAAUGGAAAAUGUCUCUUAUAGUUGUAAUUUAUUUUAGAGAAAAAUAAUUUAUUUUAUUGAUUUCAGAACACAAUAAAGCAGACAACAGUGAAGACUAACAUCUCAUUUUAUGAUCAGAUAUUACUUUGGAAAAUAAGUGUAUUUUAAUACAAAUGUAUUUGCUUUUCAAGAAGGAACUAUUCAAAAGGGAACAUAAACAUGAACAAACUUACUUAAAAGUUUUAGUUCCUCUCUUUUUGCAUAUAUAACAACCUUUAAUUGGAUCUUUACUGGUUUCAAGUUCAGACCAACAGUAACUAGAGACAAUCUUUCGAUCCCUCUGGCCUUAAAGUCACUUAAAGCAGGCUCACGUGUCCGUGUAUUGGACAAUUUUCAACAGCGGUACAAAGGACUGUCCUCAGUGGGCUCUGCAAGCGAGAAUGAAGGCACAGUGGUUUCCUUUCAGAGAGACGAACUUAGAAACAGGCCAGGACUCCUGCACUUAGUGAAAAGAAAGGUAAUAAACAGUUUCUAAAGUGUCACUUUAGGAAUAUGCUUAAGUAUGUUUGUGUUGUAACUAUUGGAUGAAAAAAAGCCGACAUUUUAAAUCCAGAAAUUAGUGUCAAAACAGGUUUUUCUUUUAAAGAGUUUAAAGCCAAUUAGCAUUUAAACACAUUAUCAAUAUAGACGUUGUUUAUAAUAAUACAGACAUUUUUUGGUCGCUAUUUUAUUUAAAAAAUAAUUAUCACCCACCCCCUACUUUUCUCCUUUUAUUCUCUGAAUGAAAGCUGUGCAGCCCCCACCUCUGACAAGCAUCACAAGCUGAGGUCCCUGUUCCAAAAGUCUAAUCUUACCUGCAGUCUGGAGAGUGUGGGAAACAGACUGUCAGCGAAACAUGGGAUCUAUUUCUUGAACUUCAAAUGGUAGUAACACAUACGGAAUAAAAAUUGCAGUAAACAAACUUUAAAAUGGACUAUACUGGACAACUAAAGACAAACUUGAUCAUAUUGUUACAUGCUCUGAUUUUCAAACCUGUAUACUCACAUGUAAAUCUACCUAAUGCAAGUACUGGGAGGGGGAUUGUGGAUGUUGAAGGGCAGCUUAUGGUUCCCUCCUGGUAUCAUGCAUCUGUUGAUCCUGAGGGAAAGCAUGGCACUGUCAGCCCCCACUCCUAUAACAGAUGGCGGACCCAGAUGGAUUUCCAUAAAACUGUUUAUUCAUUCCAAGUAAAAGAAGACACAGUACCAGGAACGGUUGUAGGAAAAGUGGAAUCCCAGUUUGAAAGUCUCAGGCCUCUCACAUUGUCAGUUCAGGAGGACGACGGUGACAACCUAUUCCUCCUCAACCCCAUCUCUGGAGAGUUCCUAUUAUCUCGCAGCCUGGACUUUGAAACACAAAGGUUUUACAUUCUCACAGUGGAGCUGCAACAGGGGGACUCACAGGUGUCCAGUGUCAGAGUUUACUUCAAUGUGCUGGAUGUGAAUGACAACCCCCCUGUUUUCAGUCAGGAAAGCUUAACUGUGUCUCUGCUGGAGGACUCAGCCACAGGGACAUGCUUCCUGUCAUUAAACGUGACUGAUAAGGAUGAAGGUGAAAAUGGUGAAGUAAAACUGAGAUUGGUCAGUGGUGAUGAAGAAAGCACCUUCUAUGUUCAAUCAACAGGAAAUUUAUGUCUAAGUAAAGAUUUAGACAGAGAGAGACAACCCUUCUACAAUCUCACAGUAAUGGCAAAUGACUGUGCUCAACCUGUGCCAUUACAGCUCACCACCACAGCAAAUAUCUUUGUUAUAGUUGAAGAUGUCAAUGAUAAUCCUCCGCUGUUUGUGUCUGCCCGAAGCGUUAGUAUACCAGAAGAUACAGUAUUACAAAGUGUUAUAAUGACAGUACGUGCUGAGGAUAAAGAUGUUGGACUCAACGGUGAGGUUUGGUACCAUCUCAGCAAAACUCACAACGGUGCAUUCAGCAUCAACAACACAAAUGGAAAUGUAUACCUGGAACAGAUGUUGGACAGAGAGUUGGAAGAUACGCUAAUAAUAACUAUAACUGCCACUGAUAAAGGCUCCCCUCAAAUGACAAGUACAAUGAACUUCACAUUGUACAUUGAGGAUAUCAAUGACAAUGACCCUCAACUGCUAGAAAGCAACUAUAGCCUGUCUGUCAGAGAGGAUAUCUCCAGGGGGACAAGCUUGUUUCGCGUUCAAGCUCAUGAUCAAGAUAUUGGACACAAUGGACAAAUCCGGUACAUGCUGACUCCUGCUGGUCCAUUUGUAGUGGAUGCAGUUCGAGGUGUUGUGUCUGUCAUGGCACCACUUGACAGAGAAAAAGCCUCCAAUUACAGCUUCAUAAUAAAAGUUGUAGAUCAAGGGACUGUACCUAGAUCUACUACUGCAUCUGUUCGCAUCACCGUGUUGGAUAUCAACGAUUUUGCACCGCAUUUUGUACCUCAGACAAUCAUCAUUCAUGUCAAGGAGAAUGAGGAAGAGCUUUCUCAGCUAACAAAGCAGGUCGCGGCUGUGGAUGAAGAUCUUGGCAUGAAUAGUCAACUUACAUACUUCUUGGAGAAAGGAGAUAGGGGUUUAUUCUCCAUCUCUUCAGAUGGUGUGUUUCAUAUCUUACACAGCCUUGACAGGGAGAAACAGUCUCUAUACAUUGUCACCAUCACUGCUGUUGAUUCAGGAAUACCACCGUUGACGGGCACUUUGACAAUUCAAGUCAUGGUGGAGGAUGUCAACGAUAACUAUCCAGAGUUCACAGAGGAAGUCUAUCACACCAUAGUGGUUGAAGACAGUCCUGAAGGCACAGUGUUUGCCAUGAUUACUGCAUCUGAUGCAGAUGAAGGUGUGAGCGGGCAAAUCAGGUAUUUCAUAGAAGACCUCGAAGUACCUUUCGCCAUUGGAGAAACUACUGGAGAACUAUUUACAACUAAUCUUCUGGACAGAGAGGCUGUCUCCAUUUACAUAUUGACAUUGAUUGCCUGUGAUGAGCAUCCCACUCAGCCUUUGUCAAGCUCUGUGCUUGUUACAGUGCUUAUUGGAGAUAUAAAUGACCACUGGCCUCAGUUUAAGAACAGCCCCUAUGUGACCUAUGUGCCCACUGUGUUGGCUCCAGGUUCUGUUAUUUGUGCAGUGAAAGCAACAGAUGAAGACACAGAGAUGAACGCAGAACUGCAUUAUUCUCUGUCUGGACACAAUUCUGAUUUAUUUUUUAUAGAACCCAGCGGGACUCUUUUUACUUUAAGUACAAUACAAAACAUGGAAGACAUCGUGAUCACUGUUCAUGUGGAAGAUAAUGGAGAAAAUCCUAAAUCUGACACCACAACUGUCAGUGUCCGGUUUCAAAACAUCUCUGACUUUCCAGAAAUGAAAGUGGAUGUUCUAAGUUCUUCUCUCUCUGAGGAUGAGCCAGUGGGGGCUCUAGUGGCUUUAGUUUCUGCGGUGAGCAUCAGAGCAGAACCCAUUUCUCUAUACAUUGCUGCUGGAAACUUUGAAGAUAUCUUUCAUGUGGACCAGUCCAGUGGAGCCCUGACAUUGGAAAAGUCUCUAGAUUACGAAAACAGACAAGAGUUUACUUUGUUGAUUGAAGCUAGAGACUCUGGCUCCCCCCCAUUCUCAUCUUUUUUAGAAGUUCAUCUUAAUGUUACUGAUGUGAAUGAUAAUUACCCCCAGUUCACUCAAGCAGAAUACAGGUGUGAGAUUUUCGAGAAUUUAGCACCAUCAACAGUUUGUGAGGUUUUUGCCAUUGAUGCAGAUUCCCUCAGUUUCAGUGCAGUGAGGUACGGGAUAAUUGAAGGAAACGACGAGGAAUAUUUCACCAUUGAUCCUGAUAAUGGUCUACUGAGCACCACUGUAAGUUUAGAUCGAGAAACCAUUGCUGUAUACACUUUAACAGUUGAAGCUGUGGAGUCUGACAAUCCGCUUCAUAAAGACACAGCAAAAAUCAUCCUACUCAUUUUAGACAAAAAUGACAAUGCACCUCAAUUCCCUCAGACAUAUUUUGCUCAGGUGUCUGAAGAUGUUCCUGUUGGACACACAGUUAUACAAGUCACUUCAACUGAUGACGACUCUAAUUCAGUAAUUACUUACUCCAUGGUUGGACAAAGUGAGGCUGCACCUUUCAGUAUCAAUUUCAGAACUGGAUGGAUAACUGUUGAAACACUUUUGGAUAGGGAAGCACAAGAUCACUAUAUUUUAAAAAUACAUGCAAGUGAUUCAGCGUGGAGUGUCAGCGCCAAUGUAACCAUUAUCAUUUCAGAUGUCAAUGAUAACAGCCCAAAAUUUAUUGAUCACAUUUUUACUGCUGUUCUCACUGAAACAAAAGAAAAAGAUACAUUUGUUUUGCAAGUUGUUGCUACAGAUGCUGACAUAGGAAAAAACAGUGACAUUUUCUACAUAAUUGAUCCUCCUAGUGAAGAAUUUUGGAUCAACUCUUCCUCUGGAGUUAUUUUUUCUCAACAGACCCUUCUUCUGCAUCAUUCUCAUUUCAAAGUGUUCCAGUUUACAGUGCUUGCUUUUGACUGUGGCAGAGUUUCUCAUUCCAGUAAUGCAACUGUCGAAGUGAGAUUAGAAAAAGUAAACCACCACCCACCGGUGUUCUGGCCCAUUCCACCUUUGAUUGCCAUUCCAUCUCACUUGCCAGUGGGAACUGAGAUAAUACAGCUUAUUGCAACAGAUCUUGAUGUCAAUGGUAGUGCUAGCAUUGAGUAUUAUUUACAAGGAGGUAAUGCAUCGGAUUUCUUUUGGAUCGAGUCUGGUAGUGGCCGUGUAUUUUUAACUCAAACUUUAGCAGGCAGAGAAAACUCAGUCCUUUGUUUGUUUGUUAUUGCUGUAGAUCAGGGAUUCCCCCCUUUAACAUCACAAACUAAAAUUACUUUUGAUGUUACUGAGAUAAAUCGGUUUUCUCCAAGCUUCAGUGAACCAGAUGUGACUUUUUUAGUUCCUGAGGACAUGCCUGUGGGAUCAGUGAUUGGGAGAAUUCAAGCAGAAGAUAGGGACUAUGGCCAUAAUGGUGCAAUUAUAUACCAUGUUGUCCAUGAAUUUCGCGAUUCACCAAUGUCUGUUGGGGAAACUUCUGGCCUGUUAACACUUGAUGUGGAGCUCGACUUUGAAAAAGAAAGAAUGUAUAAUUUCCAUAUCAAAGCUGCAGAUGGGGGCUGGAUCUCUAAAACGAGCAUCUUAAAUGUAACAUUGUUAGUUACGGACAUAAAUGAUAAUGCUCCACUCUUUUUACUCUCAGAGUACACAGCACUGGUGCCUGAAAAUUCAGAAAUUGGGACGGCUGUACUCAGUGCAAUAGCUACUGACAUGGAUUCUGGUACAAAUGCACAAAUAUCUUACUCCCUUGUUGCUGGCCAUGUAAAUAAAUUUUCCAUUGAUGAAGAAAAUGGUACCAUCAAGACCCUGGAGGUUUUUGAUUUUGAGAUGGAACAGAUGUUUGAUUUAACAGUCAAAGCAUCAAACCCUGGACGGCAUGCUUUAUUUUCUUUAGCUCAUGUAGUUAUUCAGGUUAAAGAUGUCAAUGAGUUUAUCCCAAUGUUUGGUAAAGAAGAAUUUCACUUUUCGGUUCUUAGCAAUGUGCCUAUUGGAACUCAGGUUGGGAAUGUGACAGCAGUAGAUUAUGACCAAGGAUCCGAAGGUCAGGUGUUCUAUUUAAUUUUUGGACACAGCAGAAAUAGAGGGUUUGACAUUGAUAGUCGUUCUGGAAAAAUAUACACAAGUAGCAGUUUGAGGAAGCAAGGGAGUGAUGAAGUGGUUUUGAAAGUUUUGGCAAAGAACUCUGGUGUCAUUACAGGUGUGGAUGAAGAUGAGACUUUGGUCCAUGUCAGUGUGAUUGACAUAAAUGAAGCACCUGUAUUUACGUCCCCAUGCUAUAGUGCAAAUGUGACAGAAGAUAGCCCACCUGGAGCCUCUGUGCUUACCGUGAGUGCAUCCGAUCUGGACUCCAUAUUAGACUGGAAUCAUUUCUUCUUCAGUAUAGAAAAUGGAAACUCAAAUUUAUCUUUUGCAAUAGAUCCCCUUAGUGGAGUUAUUUCAGUAAACUCUCACCUUGAUAGAGAACUUUGGUCAAUAUAUAACUUGACUGUUGCAGCCAUUGAUAAUGGUUCCCCUCCAGCGACUGGGACAACAAAUGUCAUUGUAACUAUUAGGGAUGUCAACGACAAUGCUCCGAUACUGACAUCAACUGAGGCCCAGGUGAUGGAAAACCAACCAGAAGGCACCGUUGUUACUAGACUAAAUGCAUUUGACUCAGAUUUACCACCAAAUCAAGGCCCCUUUACCUACUGGUUAUUAAAUCAAUCAUCAAGCAGUGCAUUUUUACUCACUGCUGAUGGAGUUUUACUUACCACCAAGAGUCUCGAUCGAGAGCGUAUUUCUGCAUAUCGAAUCCUUGUUGUUGUUGAAGAUGCAGGAUUUCCAAUGCCACUAUCUUCAACUACAGCAAUUCACAUCAAAGUAUUGGAUGAAAAUGAUAAUCCUCCAUUGCCAAGAAACAUUUUUAUAGAAGUGAAAUAUUUUGGUAGUUCUUUCCAAGGCGGAAUGAUUGGUAACGUUCAUCCAGAGGAUCAUGAUGAGUUUGACACCUUUAGCUGUGUCAUAAGAAAUGGGCCAGUUAACAUGUUUUCAAUACCUAAUGGAACGUGUGAGCUUUGGUCAUCCCCGUUUCAGGGGGAGGCCACAUUUAAUGUCACUGUUGAGGCUGCAGAUGAACUUCAGUUCACAGUAAACAACAGUAUCUAUGUGAAUUACAAAGGUUUUACAAAUGCUUCGAUCAACAGCUGUAUUUUGUUUUACGUAUCACUGUCCUCAAUGGAGGAAUUUUUGUCUAGUAAGUAUCUGAGAUUUGUCAAAGCUCUUGACAGUCUGUUCAACCUGCAGGCCUCAAAGACUCAUGUGUUUGGGAUCAAACAGAUUGGCAAAGAAAUCCUUUUGUUAGCUGCAGUGAAAAAUUACAAUGGACAAUAUCUUAGCAAAGAGGUAGCAAGUGGUAUAUCUACAGGACACAAGAAGUCACUUGAGGCUCAGAGCAAUGUGACUAUUUCUCACAUUACCAGUGAUCCAUGCAUCACCAACCCCUGUCAGAACAAGGCGACAUGCAGCAAAAACAUUUACAUCAGCCAGGAGGUUGCUGUUCUGGAAAGCAUGGCUGUCAUCUUUGUGUCACCACAAAAAGAAAUCUUCAACUGUACCUGUCCAAGUGGCUUCUCUGGGUCAUUCUGUGAAGACGACAUUGAUGAAUGCGAGGUGAAUCCUUGUAAGAAUAAUGGCACCUGUGAGAAUACAGCAGGAGGUUUUAUCUGCCACUGCCCAGCUGGUUUCUCUGGGACCUUUUGCUCUGCUGAUGUUGAUGAAUGUUUGAGGGUCAAGUGCCAGAAUGGUGGAACUUGUGUUGCCUCAGACAAUGGCUCUUACUGUCACUGUGUACCUGGCUUUGAAGGAGAAAUUUGCGAGAAGCCUGUUGACCACUGCAGAUCAACUCCAUGUGUAGAGGGCACUUGCAUCAAUCUAUCCACUGGAUUCUUCUGUAAUUGUCCCUUUGGAGUCAGUGGAGUCCACUGUGAGGAGCACAGCUAUGGCUUUGAAGAGCUGUCGUUCAUGGAGUUUCCACCCCUAGAUCGCAGAACUAAUUUAAUCUAUAUUGAGUUUGCCACAGUGCAAAAAAACGCACUCAUCCUGUACAAUCCUGGGGGAUCUUGGAGUAGGGAUUUCUUUGCACUGGAAAUUGUUGAAGGAAGCAUGCAGCUCUCCUAUGAUCUGGGCUCAGGACCUGUGAAGCUGAAGACGCAUAAACAUAUUUCAGAUGGUUUUUUUCACAGUGUGACUGCCAGAAGGAUUGGCAAUAUGGGUUCUUUGCUCGUGGACAACUGCACAGAUGUUAUUAAAAGUGGAUUUUGUUUUUCAAAGAGUGAGGGCACAAUCUCUGAAAGAACACUUGAUGUUGGCAACAAUAAUAUGACGUUUGGAGGACUCAGGACCCUUGAAUCCAUUUUACUGCAUCCCAAUCAGAUUAAAAGCCAUGACUUUGUUGGAUGCAUUCGACAUGUUCAUAUUAAUGGCAUCCUGCUGAGACCGUCUAUGGCCCUGGCAGCUUUUAACAUCUUUGACAGAUGUACUCGAGUAUCGGGAUCAGCCUGCGACAAUGUCCCGUGCAAAAAUGGCGGUGUGUGCCAUGACUUUUGGUCUGACUAUCUCUGUGAUUGCCAAAGUCCUUUUGGUGGAAUAAACUGUGCCACAGUAAUGUCAGAGAAUAUGGUGAUGCAGUUCAGCAAGAGAGACUACGUUGAGUAUGUUGUUAAAGAGAGAUUCAAGAGAGAUUACCUGCUGAAAGGGUUGGUGGAUGAAAAAAAGGCAAACGGCACAAACCAAACAGAGAUUACUAUUAAAUUCAAAACCAAAGAAGAUGAUGGAGUGUUGUUCCUUGUCCUUGGACAGAAGUCAGACAUAACGCUCAUGAUAAGAGAAAAAAAGCCAGUGUAUGUGUUCAAAGAUAGAUCGUCUGGAUUUGUGUCAGAGUUCACUGCAGACCUCCAGGUGGCUGAUGGGGUGUGGCAUGUCCUCACAUUGUCCAGUGGUGGGCACAGCUCCUCUCUGUCUGUAGACAACAAACUAGUCUUUAACAGCACAGAAAGAAGCAUGGAUCUCACCCCCAUCAAUGUGGAAAAGAUCAUUGUUGGUGCAGCUCCUACAAGAGAACCCCACCUGGAACAACUAGGUUUCAGUGGAUGUGUGCAGUAUUUCAACGUAACUGGAUACAAUCUGCCAAUCAGUGGACGCAGUACAACAGUAGGGGUUUGGCCAAGCUCGACUCUGUCCCAGCCUAGCUGCGGCUCUUCAGGUGUUUGUCUGCCCUCAUCUUGCUCUAAGGAGAACUCUGGUGGGCGAACACGGUUGAUGUGCGGACCUAAUGUACAGAACAGGUCCUGCAUCUGCUUACGUAAUGUUUCAAAACACGUCUGCGAUAUUUGUACCUCUACAGCCCGUGAUCAGUGCCCUGAAAAGCAGCGUGGUAACAAACCCAUUUGGAUCACAGUUGUGGUUCUUCCUCUAAUCCUGAUCCUGGUAAUCGCUGUAAAGUGUGUGAGCAUUAAUAGAGUGAGGCAUUACAAGAGAGAGUGCAAGGAGCAAGGAAAAGCAAACAUAGCUAUUUGUUUGGAUGAUGGUACAGACAAAGAAAACUCUCAUGACCCUCAGAAAGCAGAGCCCAUUCCUCUGAGUGAGCUGGAGUACUACGAAACUAACAGCAUCUGCAGUGCAUUUCGUUUGCAUAAUUUUAGUUGGCGCAGUCACGUAAGCACCGGAAAUCCUGUGAAUGCCGAAUGCAAGCAUUGGAGGAGUCUAAGAUUACUGUUGGCAGGAUUUAGGAAAGGCAAUAACUCCAAAAAGUCUCAAAAUGUUCCUUCCUUUGACAAGCAGCGCCCUGACCUUGAAACAGCACAUCUGCAGACGAUAAAGAGGUUCCCUCAAUCGGAGAUCCUGAAGCCAAUACAAUGCCUAAGUUAUGAGGAAAUCUGCAAACUGAACGCUCCUCCAGAUCUGACGGCGUCACAUCAAACAUCGCAGCAUAAAACACUACUGAAAUCCACAAUAAGAAGGGAAACCUCAUCUAGAAGUGUAGCAGACAUCCCAUUUAUCUGUUCAGAGUCUGAACACGGACGGUUGGAUGUCACUGCUGGAAAAAAGUACAUGCAUGAGCAGCCAUCUUUGUCUGAGCACACAGAGAGGCAAGAAGUCAACCCACCUGUCAAGUCACCCUCUCUGCAAACAGGCCAGUCUGCUGCAGAUCAGGAGAAAACCGUGAGAAAUCUAACCACUGUAGUUGAAGAGUGGGUGAAUAUUUUGAAUUCAAAUCUACCGUUUAAUAGCUAUGUGCCGGUAUUUGAGGAUAUUGCAUGUUUACCUUCUGAAUUUUGUUAUAGUGACCCAGAAGAAAUUAUUUAGAUGGUCUUUCACUUUGGUUUGUUAAAAAACUUUUUCUUGUAUCAAACUAAACACAACUCUAGAGUUUUAAGACAGAAUGAUAAAAGUAAAUACAAUUCUAAAAAAUAAUAUGGUCCUUGCCAUCAGUACCUGAUGCUGCGGGCCAUAAUGACACCCAAAUAUGUGUUGUGACUUAUUGUUAGAAAUACAGUUCUUUUUACUAUAAAUGUAUUGUCUGAAAUUUUUGUAUGAGAAAAAAAAAUCAAUUACUUUAAAUUCAUUACAUUUUACAUUACUCAAAGAAAGUUUUAGUUAAUUAAAAAAUAGCCCAUUAUUAUUUAAUAUUAGUAUUUAAAAUGAACAAUUUUCACUUAGAGAAAACAUGUAAAACUUACAGCAUAUGUUAAUGUAUGGAUUUUAAGUUUUUAUUAUUAUUUUUUUGCUUAAAUUAUAUGGGUUUUUGCAUUUAUACUGAUUUAUUAUCAUAUAUAUGGAUCAGAUCAUAAAACACUAAAAGUCAAUAACAUACUUUUUUUAAGGAAAAAAAUAUACACUUUGUUAUGAGACCUAUUGUAUGUCAAGAGAAGACACAAACACAUUUUUUGUCAUCUUUUUCAUUUAUUUUCUUGCUUAGCUGUUACAAGUUAUAAUGAGAUCAUUGCAUUUACUUUAGCUCCUUUCAUCUUUGUGAAAGUGAUAGUGGUAUAAAAUACUCUAACAAUAGGAAAUGAGAAAACAUUUUCAGUGAAAAGUUAGGCUAUUUUUUCUAGUUUUCAGUGGGGGUGAAGGGUGGGGUAUAUGUUAUACAUGGCAGGUGCUAAAGAGGGAGAGAGGAAGCAAGUGUGAGAUGCACAAAUGUUGCAGUUAUCAAUUUAUGAAGCUUUUUUACUCAAAAAACAAACAUAUGAGUUUAUUCCCUUUAUAAAAGUCUUCAUCGUGUUUUUUUUUUCACUUCAACUGAAGAACAUCCUGUAACAAAUAGAAGGAAACUCCAAACCAGAAUAACAGCAUUUAAAUCAGGAAAAGAAGAUUAAACCGUUAUCAUGCUGAAACCACAGUUAAACAAAAAUAACAGCAUUGGUCUUGUAAAACUUGAAAAAAAUUCCCUGUUUCCUGUUGCAAUUUCCUCACAAUAGUUGUGUUUCUUCUCAGUACUUGUGUCCUUGCUUAGUGUUGCUUUUAAGGGCCAUAUUUAUUUUCCUACUUUUAAACCUUUUUAUCAAAGCUGCUUUAAUGUCUGCAGUCUUGAGGCAAUAUAUGAGAGGAUUAACUGCAGCAGGGAUGAGGCUGUACAACAGGGCGAUUAUUAUCCGGGCAUCAGGACUGACUUUUACUUUCAAAUUGUCAGUAAUGUAUACAACACAUCUGGGCACGUAGUAAAGACAUGUGGUUAGGAUCUGAGGUGCACAGGUGGACAGCACUUUGCGAUAUCCCUCAGUGUUCGACAUUUUCAGAACAGCUAUGAUGAUGGAAAAAUAGGAGAAAAUGAUGAAUGACAAGGGAAACAAGAGGGUCACCAUUGCGUUUGCGAAAGCAACCUCUUGGACAAAUGCAACAUUUUCGCCACAUGCCAACUUAGUUACUGAUGCGUGAUCACAGUAACAUUGUGAUACCCUUAUAUCACAGAAGGAUAAAGAGGAGGCAUGCAGCACAAUCCCCAUCAUCCGAAUGAAUGUUAAAGUCCAGCACAAGCUGCAAGCGAUAGAAGUUGUUUUGUUGGUGAUUACGGCUGGGUAUCUCAACGGAAACCAAACGGCAACGAAGCGAUCCAAAGCCAUGACCAGCAAAAUGAAGGAAUGGAUUGCUCCUAAAGAAUGGACAAAAAACAUUUGUGCAAAGCAGGUUGUGAAUGGCGUUAUCAUGUCGUUCCACCAAUAUCGGGCGAUGAUUUUUGGGAUGGUCAAAGUGCCAAAUAUGACGUCAGUCAUUGCAAGGUGCGCAAAGAUCAAAUACGAUGGCUUAUGGAGGACCCUCUCAAAUAUAAUGACAGCUAAAAUGAAAAUAUUCCCAAACAAAAUAAUGAUAUAAACAACCAGAAACACAAACGAUGCAAGUCCAUAAUAUUCAGGUAAAAGUCCUGGAAUACCAAGGAUAAUGAAAUCUUUUACCUUUGUAACAUUGACAGAUAUCAUUAUCAUGUACACAGACAAAAUAUCUUCAAACUAAAUGGUCAAAAAUAUUAAUCCCAGAAAACAAGGUGAUUUAAUUUUCAAUGUGGAUGAGUACCAGAAAUUAAACCCAAAAACACCAAUAUUUCUUUUUUUGCUCCAUGAGUUCCAACAAUAAUUACCUUCCCCAGUCUAUCCAAGUGUUAACUUUCAGUUAGUCAAACUUUAUCUUAGAGCUUAUUCUCCUUUAGUGACUCACAUGAUGUAUGAAGCCUUUAUAAUCAUUGAGUCUGUUCUAAUGAUGUGUUUGGAGAUAAAAACCCUCAGGAACCCAGUCCCAUGUGUGCUAAAGACAAAGUUAACUAUCUCUCUGUGAACUUCAUGACACAUGAAAACAGUGGAAGUUUUUAUUGUAAAUACCUAGUUUGCCUAAAUAUAAUUUUAGGCUGUAAAAAAAUGAGCAAAAAAAUAUCUUUUUUGUGAAAAACGUUGCUUCAACUCUUAAUCUGUGUGAA
This is a messenger RNA of Oryzias melastigma (Indian medaka), 12574 nucleotides long. RefSeq names its product protocadherin Fat 4. The transcript is spliced from 17 exons. The record is from RefSeq and is a predicted model, not a curated record. Gene Ontology annotation, molecular function: calcium ion binding; cadherin binding. Gene Ontology annotation, biological process: cell morphogenesis; cell-cell junction assembly; homophilic cell-cell adhesion. Gene Ontology annotation, cellular component: plasma membrane; catenin complex; adherens junction. Bases 1009 to 9972 code for a protein of 2987 amino acids. NCBI's taxonomy places the organism in Eukaryota, Metazoa, Chordata, Actinopteri, Beloniformes, Adrianichthyidae.